This is a messenger RNA of Mesitornis unicolor (brown roatelo), 2118 nucleotides long. RefSeq names its product triple functional domain protein-like. NCBI's taxonomy places the organism in Eukaryota, Metazoa, Chordata, Aves, Mesitornithiformes, Mesitornithidae. The record is from RefSeq and is a predicted model, not a curated record. Gene Ontology annotation, biological process: axon guidance. The transcript is spliced from 11 exons. Gene Ontology annotation, cellular component: cytoplasm. The annotation marks the transcript as partial. Gene Ontology annotation, molecular function: protein binding; guanyl-nucleotide exchange factor activity.
AUGGGAAUGAAAGCCCGUUUGUAUUUCGUGCUCGCCGAGCGCUGCCGUGCAGGCUUGGGUCGUGCUCUUCCCUUGAGCUUCGUGCCGGGAGUGGGUCUGCUGCCACCCCCUCAGCUCGCCCGGUGGCUGCGGCGGUGGGCGAGGGGUGCGGGCACUGCGGCGGGGCCGGCCAGCCCGGGAAGGAUGACAUCACCUCCAGGAGCAUGUGAUGCAGCCGGCUGGCGCGGAGGGUUUCGCAAAAAUGAUGAGAUGAAGGCUAUGGAAGUAUUGCCAAUUUUAAAGGAAAAAGUUGCAUACCUUUCAGGUGGCAGAGAUAAGCGUGGAGGUCCCAUUCUAACGUUUCCAGCUCGUAGUAAUCAUGAUAGAAUACGGCAAGAAGACCUUAGAAGACUAAUUUCAUAUCUAGCGUGUAUUCCUAGUGAGGAAGUAUGUAAACGAGGAUUCACCGUCAUUGUAGAUAUGCGUGGGUCAAAAUGGGACUCCAUAAAGCCUCUGCUGAAGAUUUUACAGGAAUCCUUUCCAUGUUGUAUUCAUGUUGCACUGAUAAUCAAGCCAGACAAUUUCUGGCAGAAACAGAGGACUAACUUUGGCAGCUCUAAGUUUGAGUUUGAGACAAAUAUGGUGUCUCUGGAAGGCCUUACCAAAGUAGUUGAUCCUUCUCAGCUAACCCCAGAAUUUGAUGGCUGUUUGGAGUACAACCAUGAGGAGUGGAUAGAAAUCAGAGUUGCCUUUGAGGACUACAUUAGCAAUGCAACCCAUAUGCUGUCCAGGCUGGAGGAACUGCAAGAUAUAUUGUCAAAAAAGGAAAUGCCUCAGGACCUGGAAGGUGCUCGCAAUAUGAUAGAGGAGCAUUCACAAUUAAAGAAGAAAGUCAUUAAGGCCCCCAUCGAGGACCUUGAUGUGGAAGGACAAAAGCUGCUCCAGCGGAUACAGAGCAGCGAUAGCUUCCCCAAAAAGAACUCUGGGUCAGGGAAUGCAGACUUACAGAACCUUUUACCCAAAGUAUCCACCAUGCUGGACAGGCUGCACUCAACACGGCAGCAUCUGCAUCAGAUGUGGCAUGUGCGGAAAUUGAAAUUGGACCAAUGCUUUCAGCUCAGGCUGUUUGAGCAGGAUGCUGAAAAGAUGUUUGACUGGAUCACACACAACAAAGGUCUGUUUCUGAACAGCUACACAGAGAUUGGAACCAGUCACCCCCACGCGAUGGAGCUUCAGACACAGCACAAUCACUUUGCCAUGAACUGUAUGAAUGUGUACGUAAACAUAAACCGCAUCAUGUCGGUAGCAAAUCGCCUGGUCGAGUCUGGCCAUUAUGCUUCACAGCAAAUAAAACAGAUUGCAAGUCAGUUGGAGCAAGAAUGGAAGGCGUUUGCUGCAGCCUUGGAUGAACGUAGCACGUUACUGGAUAUGUCCUCCAUCUUCCAUCAGAAAGCUGAACAGUACAUGAGCAAUGUAGACUCAUGGUGUAAAGCCUGUGGUGAGGUGGAGCUUCCCUCAGAACUGCAAGAUUUAGAAGAUGCUAUCCAUCAUCAUCAAGGGAUAUAUGAGCAUAUUACCUUGGCUUACUCUGAGGUGAGCCAAGAUGGAAAGUCACUGCUUGACAAACUUCAGAGACCUCUGACUCCUGGGAGUUCUGAUUCCCUCACUGCUUCUGCCAACUACUCAAAAGCAGUUCAUCAUGUUCUGGAUGUCAUCCACGAAGUACUGCACCACCAGCGCCAACUGGAAAAUAUUUGGCAGCAUCGAAAGGUCCGCUUGCACCAGCGACUUCAACUGUGUGUUUUUCAACAGGAUGUUCAACAGGUAUUGGAUUGGAUUGAAAACCAUGGAGAAGCUUUUCUUAGCAAACAUACUGGAGUGGGAAAAUCCCUGCAUCGGGCUAGAGCUUUGCAGAAGCGCCAUGAAGACUUUGAAGAGGUUGCACAGAACACGUAUACCAAUGCAGAUAAGCUCCUAGAAGCAGCUGAACAGCUUGCUCAGACUGGGGAGUGUGACCCAGAGGAGAUUUAUCAAGCUGCCCAUCAGCUUGAAGACCGGAUACAGGAUUUUGUUAGGCGUGUGGAGCAACGCAAGAUCCUGCUGGACAUGUCUGUGUCCUUUCACACUCACGUUAAAGAG